Molecule: messenger RNA, 1746 nt
Organism: Rattus rattus (black rat)
Lineage: Eukaryota; Metazoa; Chordata; Mammalia; Rodentia; Muridae
Gene: Med22
Product: mediator complex subunit 22
Biological process (GO): regulation of transcription by RNA polymerase II
Cellular component (GO): mediator complex
Molecular function (GO): transcription coregulator activity
Source: RefSeq, a predicted model, not a curated record
CGCGGAGAUCGCGAGAGCAGGCGCCUGCGCGGGAUUUCGGAUUUAAAGUGACAAGGACCCGCUAAAGACUCUGACGGAGGGGGCGGAGCCUGAGCGUGGGCGUGCCGAGCUGCCGCCGCGCGUUUGUCCUGGUCGGCGGGGCCGGGCGCGGUGCAGCAGACUCCGAGACGCGACGGAGGCGCGAGAGGGGAACGAGAGCCUCGUGAAGGAGUGGGCCCUUUGUUUCUUCGCGGGAAGGGCCUGCUGCCGGGCGUGUGUUCGUGGACGGUCCUGUUGUAGCGGAAACCUUAGUCCCCAGCCCUGCGUACUCGGUUCACGUCGGACCGGACUGUGUCUCUCACCCCGGGCCCGCCAUGGCCCAGCAGAGAGCCCUGCCCCAGAGCAAAGAGACGCUACUGCAGUCAUAUAACAAGCGGCUCAAAGACGACAUCAAGUCCAUCAUGGACAACUUCACUGAGAUCAUCAAGACGGCCAAGAUUGAGGAUGAGACGCAGGUGUCGCGGGCUACUCAGGGCGAACAGGACAACUACGAGAUGCACGUUCGAGCUGCCAACAUCAACAUAAAACAGACUUCCAGAACCCACUGUCGGCCCAGCACCAAUUACACAGAGCACGGCCACUGUCUCUGCCUCCUUUCAUGUUUUACCCUGAUUAUGAUGGUGCAGGUCCGAGCUGGUGAGUCAUUGAUGAAGCUGGUAUCCGAUCUCAAGCAGUUUCUGAUCCUCAAUGACUUCCCAUCUGUGAAUGAAGCCAUUGACCAGCGUAACCAGCAGCUUCGAGCCCUGCAGGAGGAGUGUGACCGCAAGCUCAUCACCCUGCGGGAUGAGGUCUCCAUUGACCUGUAUGAGCUGGAGGAGGAGUACUACUCGUCCAGCUCAAGUCUCUGCGAAGCUAAUGACCUGCCUCUAUGUGAAGCUUACUGGAGGCUGGACCUCGACACAGAUUCUGCUGAUGGCCUCUCAGCCCCUCUUCUGGCGUCCCCGGAGACUGGUGCUGGUCCCUUGCAGUCUGCAGCCCCUGUCCACUCCCAUGGUGGUGGCCCUGGCCCUACAGAACACACCUGAGCCUCUUGGGGUACUGUCUCAGGGUAGCCUUCCCGAGGGUCCUAGUUUAUCAGAAAGGAAGUCCUGUGGAUACCCACCACAGCCUAGCUUUUUUCAGUCUUAGCUCCCUUGGGGACUUUGGAUCAGGAGCCACUGUAGCCUUAGGAACCUGGCCAGGCCAGGGCCAGUUCCCUGUGAUAGUUGGGGAAUGCUGUUCAGUUAUUUACAGGCAGGUGGCUACCUUCCUGACUGCCGGGUGGAGGUUUGUCCCAUUGAAGACCUUGCAUAGGGAGGGUGACUGCUGAUAGGAAGACAGCCCCAGCUUGUUUAGAAUUGUGAGGUAUUCAGUGGACCUUAGUCCAGCCACCCAUCCUUAGGCUCAGGUUCUAUACAGAGCCCUGUCCACUGCCUGGGGCCUGGAGCAUAGAAGUCUGCCACAGCUGACAGUCCAAGAAGGUUGUGUGAGCGGCAGCUAGCCGGGGCAUCUUCCUGGAUUCUCCACCAUUUUCUUCUGCUACUUUUGUGAUGAGACCGUUGAAUAAAACAUCAGCUUUCUGUGCUGUUGUCUUUCUUUCCUGGUCAGUCCAAGAUUGCCCUUGGGUUCCUUGAGUAACAGCUCUUCCUCCUUGUAUAGCUUUGGGCUCCUAGUAUCUAGUAAGUCCAUGAUGUACAAUAUGAAUAAAAACAUCUGCUGUUACCGCAA